Molecule: messenger RNA, 2562 nt
Organism: Vicia faba (fava bean)
Lineage: Eukaryota; Viridiplantae; Streptophyta; Magnoliopsida; Fabales; Fabaceae
Source: the annotation of a GenBank genome assembly
AUGUCUAGAAAGAGUUUGAAAUCAAUGAAGAAUGAAAAUCAAGAACUGCAGAAACAAAUUGGAUGUAUUAGUGGAUUUUUUCAUAUGUUUGACCGUCACAGAUUCCUCACAGGCCAGAGCAACAGUCACAACAAUAUACCAACUCAAGGAGGAACAAGUAAUAACAUCAAAGAGCUGAAUAAUGCAACACAAAAGGCAAAGAAUGUGAAGGUUGCAAGAGAGAUUCAACAAUCCUCGACAGAAUCGUCGUCAGGAACAUCGAUGUUUUCGUCGUCUUGUUCAUCUAGCAUGUCAUCCCUCGAGUUUAAUCGAACAGUACAGAUAGAACCUCCACCGUCGGUAACUCAAAUGAAAAUCAACGAAAACUCGAGUUCAGAAGGAGCAUUGGAGCAAUGUGAGUACGAAAGACGGGAGUCGCUUGAUUUCCACGAUAUUGUCAAAGACUCCAUGCGUAUAGAUUCACCAAGGUUAUCAGUGAAAACUCUGGUUAAACAGGAAAAGAAGAGUCGAAUACUGAAAAACGUCGACUCUCCACGGCCUAUGACUGCUUGGGAUUCGCCGAGACUCUCUUAUGAUGGGAGAGAUAUACAAAGUACAUUAAAAUCUGCGACAAAGUUUAAGGAGCUUCCUAGGCUUUCCUUGGACAGCAAGGAAAGAUCAAUCAAAAGUUUCAACGAAGGAACGAAAACUCGGCUGCAGAAAGUGUGUGGAGCCUCCAACACAAUUGGAAAGCAGAUAGAAGAACCCGAAAGUGCGAAAAGACCAUCGAGUGUUGUGGCAAAGUUGAUGGGAAUAGAAGCAUUCCCCGACUGGAACGAGACUUGUGACAGCUGCAACACCAACAAAAACGAGAUGUUUGUCGGGUCUAGGAAGGAUGGAUCGAUCACGAAUGUGACACCAUAUUCGCAAUUUUCCAAGAGUAGUGAAUCUUCAACAAAAGCAUCAAACCGAUCCCUCUCGGUUUACGGUGAAAUUGAGAAAAGGAUGGCAGAUCUAGAGUUCAAAAAAUCCGGAAAGGAUCUUAGAGCUCUUAAACAGAUUCUUGAAGCAAUGCACAGAUACAAAGAAUCAUUCGAUACUACAAGUGAUCAGGCUUCGAAUUCUCCAUACGACAAUAGGAGUAAUAGUAGUGUCAGUGAAAGCUUGAGUGUGAAAAGCCCGAGAACGCCGCAGAAGAACCCGACAUUGAUCACUGUUGAGAGGCCGAACUCAACUCAGGGUAGUAAAUCACCAAUUGUCAUCAUGAAACCAGCAAAGGUUGCAAGAAAAACCAAUUAUUCUUCGUCAACAGAAAGUUCAAUUCAUGGUAAAUCAUCGAGUAGCAAGGUUUACCGCGGUGAUGCUACCAAUGUCAAAGAUCCUCGAGAUAAAAGCAACAAGAUAACUUCAAAAUUGAUCCAAUCCUCAAAAGUUCCUCGAGUCGUCAUUGCAGAAAACAACACCAGCUCCAGCAUGAUGGCAGAGACCAGAAGUCCGAGACUACAAAAAAAGUUCGGUUUGGAGAGACGUUCCCCGCCAACUAGCCCGUCAUCAGAUAUCAGCAGUAACAGAAGACAGCAAAAUAAGCAAUCGACGGAAUUGUCUUCCCCGAGUAAAACAUCUAGGCAAAAAUUCUCUACUUCAAAGGAAAGAAAUGAAAGUUUCAGUGAGAUCAGCUAUCAAAGGAGGGAAUUUAAGCAAGUUGAAGCUGUUUCUAGCGGUGAUACAAAAGACUCGAGCAACGAAAACUUUAUGGCUGAAACAAAAGUUACUGCAGAACAACCUAGUCCUGUGUCUGUUCUCGAUGCUUCAUUUUAUAGAGAAGAUCCACCUUCUCCGGUAAAAAGGAAAUCAGACAUCUCAAAAGAUUUAGAGGAAGUUUUGAACAAUUGUGGUAUUAGUGAAGAGGACUCAGAAGUUCUUGCUCUUUCAUCGAAUAUGAACACAAAAGUCAACUUCUGCGACGGAACCAAUGACAUUGACUUGAUAACUUGUAAUUUGGUUCAAGUUCUUCAACAAAUUGACGACAGUGAUGAUGAAAGACUCAAGAAUUUCAGCAACCACGAAGAUCCGGACCACAGAUAUAUAUCAGAAAUACUACUAGCAUCGGGAAGGCUCACCAGUCCCGGCUCUAGCAAGGCAUUGCAUUUGUCGGGUCACCCGAUCAACCCAACAUUGUUUCUUGCACUAGAGAAAAUCAAAACAAACACGAAUGUCAACAUUGGGCAGACAAACAACACUCAAGAGAAGAUGCAAAGAAAGCUCGUAUUUGACGUGGUUAACGAAAUUCUAUCUCGAAAGCUAAUAAUCGAGAGUUCUUACAAGCCAUAUCAUCCCGAACAAAGAAAACCAGAAGGACAACACCUUUUGGACAUGGUUUUCACAGAAAUCGAUAAAUUACAGCGUAAUAAUAACAACGUCGGUCUGGCUAAUGAGGACGAGUAUUUGACAAGUAUUGUUUCGGAAGAUUUGGUGCAGCAUUCUGCAACUACAGAAUGCUACAAUGAGAUACCAAAUGUUGUGUUGGAUAUUGAAAGAUUGAUCUUCAAAGAUCUGAUAACUGAAGUUGUGAGAACUGAAUAA